AGAUACGUAGAAACAACCUAUCAGAAUAAAAAAAAAGGCAGCAUGGAUGGAGUCAAGUCCACACAGGAGGUCUCACGUUUGUCGCAGGAGGAAGUUAAAGAUCUGAUCCAUCAAUCUCAUGAAGCCAAAAAGUUUUCUUACUCUCCAUACAGCAAAUUCAGAGUGGGAGCUGCACUCCGGACCCUCGAUGACCGUGUGUUUCUAGGUUGUAACGUGGAGAACGCCUGCUACAAUCUGGGAGUGUGUGCCGAAAGGAAUGCUAUUGCAAAGGCGGUGUCGGAUGGCUUCAGACAGUUCAAAGCCAUUGCCAUCGCCAGUGAUUUGAAUGACCAGUUCAUCUCCCCUUGUGGUGGCUGCAGGCAGUUCAUGAGAGAGUUUGGGUGUGACUGGGAGGUUUAUCUUACAAAGUCUGACUUCUCCUACAAGAAGAUGACUGUGGCUGAGCUGCUACCGGACUCUUUUGGUCCUGAAGAUCUGUCCAAAAAGAAGAUGUCCAACAUUCCCAGCAAUCUCUGAGCAUAUUUAUACUUUUUUUUUUUUUAAGUUUACAUUGCAUGUUGUUUCACACAUACAUCCCUUUUCACAUUUAAUGGUUUCUAUUGUGAUAUAUGUUAUUGCAGCUUUGUCAUUUUAAAAUAGAAAAUGUGCUCUAGCUUUCUAGCAGUUGGAUUUGGUUUUUAGCUUCAUUUAAUUUUUGGAAAUU
Cyprinodon variegatus (sheepshead minnow) is the source of this 703-nucleotide messenger RNA. RefSeq names its product cytidine deaminase-like. The record is from RefSeq and is a predicted model, not a curated record. Lineage: Eukaryota; Metazoa; Chordata; Actinopteri; Cyprinodontiformes; Cyprinodontidae. The transcript is spliced from 4 exons. Gene Ontology annotation, cellular component: cytosol. Bases 43 to 516 code for a protein of 157 amino acids. Gene Ontology annotation, molecular function: cytidine deaminase activity; zinc ion binding.